UCGCCCCCUCAAGAGAUGGCUAUAGAUGAAGAUGAAGACGAGGACAGUAGUGACGAGGAAAGUGACAAGAAGGUUGAGCAGUCAAUUUCAACACCAUCGAAAGCAAAAGAGAUUAAAAAGAAAUCGGCGGAAACACCAUCAUCUAGGAUAAAGGAAACUAAAAAGAAGAAGGAAGACACGAUAAAGAAAGAUUUGAAGUCACUCUCUCAAAAGGUGGAUAUGGACAAAGAUGAAGAAGACGAGGACAGUAGUGACGAGGAAAGUGACAAGAAGGUUGAGCAGCCAAUUUCACCACCAUCAAAAGCAAAAGAGAUUAAAAAGAAAUCGGCGGAAACCCUAUCAUCCAAGAUAAAGGCAACUAAAAAGAAGAACGAAGACACGAUUAAGAAAAAUUUGAAGUCACUUUCUCAAAAGGCGGAUGUGGACAAAGAGGAAGAAGACGAGGAAAGUAGUGGCGCACCAUCAUCAAAAGCAAAGGAGGUUAAAAAGAAAUUGGCGGAAACCCCAUCACCCAAGAUAAAGAAAACUAAAAAGAAAACGGUAGCGGUUGAUGUUAAAUCUGUUGAACAAUCCGAAUUGAAGAAACGCAAAGCAAAAACCAGUAAGAAUGACAAUAAACCACAAAAAUCAGCAAAAUUCUCCUUAACGGAUGAUGUCAGCAACAAAGUUCAAGAAAUGCCAGACGAUGCAUAUUCAUCAUCGGAAGAAUCUGAAGUUGAGCAGCUGAUUCCAUUAUCAACUAAAGUAAAAGAAACUAAAAAGAAAUCGGCGGAAAAACCAUCACCCAAGAUAAAGGAAACUAAAAAGAAAUCGGCGGAAAAGCCAUCAUCCGAGAUAAAGGAAUCUAAAAAGAAAUCGGCGGAAAAACCAUCACCCAAGAUAAAGGAAACUAAAAAGAAAACGACAGCGACGGUCGAUGUUGAGGAGGCUGAGUCGAAGGUCGCUAAACAAUCCGAAUCGAAGAAACGUAAAGCAAAAACCAGUAAAGGUGAUGAUAAACCUAAAAAAUCAGUAAAAGUAUCUUUUGCUGAUGACGUCGGCUUACACUCAACAAAGGUCAUAAAUCCAAAAAAACAACCAAAGCAACCAAAAAAUAAGUGA
Ambispora leptoticha is the source of this 1101-nucleotide messenger RNA. The record is from the annotation of a GenBank genome assembly. NCBI's taxonomy places the organism in Eukaryota, Fungi, Glomeromycota, Glomeromycetes, Archaeosporales, Ambisporaceae.